AGAAGUAGGAAGGUUUUACAAAAUGAACUUUACUUAUGUGUCAUAAGUUUAAACCUCUUCAUAUACAGUAAGGAAUAUUGUAUAUAAUUGCGACACUCAAUAACUGAGCGCAUUGUCGGACACUAGCGUAUUUCCAAACAAACGAUGAACAUAGUGAAAUAAACAUGGACAAUAAUUUAACAAUGAAAAAAGGAUUGUACCUAGUAUUGUUGUGUUGCUUCAUUGAUGUUCUUAUAUGUUUUGGUGGGGCUUAUUGUAAAGUUGAUGUUAAAAAUGGUGACGCCAUACAGCCUCAAAUGAAUAUUCUUAAACGGAAGUACAAAAAGAACGCUGAUCAAACAUGGAGCCUAGUGGCAACUUCCGGUCAUUGGGCACUCGUGUUCCACUACAUGUCAAUAGAGAAGUCCAUCAACUGUCAACACGAUUAUCUGCAGAUACAGGAAUAUGACCCUAUCUCAAGCGAUGCAGUAUAUCAUCCUGUAAGAUAUUGCGGAGAAGUUGCACCUCUGCCGUACAUAUCAAAUACAUCCCGAAUAACAAUACGCUUUGUCUCAGAUAACAUAUGGGAACUCAAAGGUUUCAAUAUAACAGCUAUUCACGGCGAACAAAAAGAAUAUCUAAAAGCAAAAAUACACGAGAUGUCGAGCAAGUAUACUGUAACAUUAGCAUUGGAAGCGGAGGAGACAAAUAAAGGCGUUUCAACUGAACGAGGAGCAAUAUUUUACAUUUUGAUUGGUUGUUCGGCCGGUGCUCUUGUUUUAUUUAUUAUCCUGCUUUCUUAUUUCGUCAUCGCCACGCGCAAACAGAUUUACACACACGGAACAAAUGUUCCCAAACUAUCCUACAACGCCGGUGUUCCGCAGCUUAACAAUAGAGACCCAGCUUCUUUGAUACGGGAACCGUUCGUGAGGUUAAAUUCUGGAACACAAGAAGCCACAAAUGCAAAUGAAUUGUGUAAAACUGGUAAAAAGCGAUAUUCAAAAGACAAGAAAGUUCAGAAGCCAUUGUGUGGGGAUAUGACCUCUGUGAAAUUCGUUGAGCCAAAUUGUAGGUCUCAACAUAACAAUAUGUAUGUAUCGAAUGCCUCUAUCCACGUGUGUCCGCAGCGACAGUAAAAGAAAGGCAGACUUUGCACAUUUUCCUGUUAAUUAAUAAGCUGAAAUCGAUAAUGAUAUAUUGUCAAUCCAUAAUCAAUUGAAUAAGCGACCAGAUCAUUUUACUAUUUUAUGUAUUUCAGGAUAAAAGUCGGCGAUUAAUUGUUUAUGAGAAAAUCCAUUAUAUUGAUAGUUCACAUUGCACAGUGAUUAGAAAUCAUUUACAUCUGUUCGAAUCACUCAAAAUUAUUCAUCAUGUUUAUGUUUUAUAGUUUAUUGAAAGUAUCUGAAACCAGUGGUA
Ruditapes philippinarum (Manila clam) is the source of this 1395-nucleotide messenger RNA. RefSeq lists its product as uncharacterized. The transcript is spliced from 5 exons. Bases 165 to 1115 code for a protein of 316 amino acids. Lineage: Eukaryota; Metazoa; Mollusca; Bivalvia; Venerida; Veneridae. The record is from RefSeq and is a predicted model, not a curated record.